Molecule: messenger RNA, 1458 nt
Organism: Temnothorax curvispinosus
Lineage: Eukaryota; Metazoa; Arthropoda; Insecta; Hymenoptera; Formicidae
Exons: 1
Coding region: 1-1458 (485 amino acids)
Source: RefSeq, a predicted model, not a curated record
AUGGCGGAACAACUGGAAGAACUGGAGCCCGUCAUCAAUCCAAAUCAAUCCUUCGCGUCGUCGACUAUGCGAUCCGAAUCAGCGUCGCUGUCAUUAAUGCACUUGCCCCCAAUACAAUUGCCGCCGUUCUCAGGUAAAUUCGAAGAAUGGGAGAGUUUUCGAGAUCGAUUUAAAGCGCUAAUAAUUAAAAAUAAGGAAUUGUCAAAUUUUAGCAAAAUGCACUUUCUCACGUCUAGUUUAACCGGCCAUGCUCGUGAUGCAAUCGCUAGUCUAACUAUUACCGCGGAGAAUUUCGACGUAGCGUGGAAAGCGCUCACCACGCGUUUUGAAAAUAAACGUCCAUUAAUCGAGAUUCACGUUUCGGCGCUGUGCAAUCUGACGAACGUUUCUCGCGAAUCGGCAACGGAAUUGCAUGCGUUACGUGACCAAGCUGAAAAGGCACUUGCGGCGUUAAAGCGUCUCGAUCGUUUAUCCGACGAAAUAUUAAGCGAUAUCUUAGUGUAUUGCGUAUCCCAAAAACUCGAUCCCGCUACGCGCCGAGCGUGGAAGUUGAAAUUCAGCGACGACUCUCUUCCCCCAAUGUACGACGAUCUCAAUCGAUUCUUAUCAUCGCGUGCACUCGCCCUCGAGAAACUCGCGCCAACCAACUCUUCGAAAUUCAAUUGCGGCCUCAAAGUCACUACCACUAACGCAUCAACAGCAUCCAAUCCGAGCUGUCCACUGUGUCAAAAGUUUCACUUUAUUAAUAAGUGUCCAAAGUUCAUCGAAAAGAGCCCGAGUCAACGUCGCGACAUAGUUAAGCAAAAUAAACGCUGUUUCAAUUGUCUCAGCACCAAGCAUGCGGUGACGGACUGUAAAAGUAAAUUCACGUGUCGCACAUGCCAGCGUCAGCAUCAUUCAAUGUUGCACGAUGACUCGCUCUCCUCGAGUACAAAUCUCGUGACGGUUUCUGCAAGCGAACCGUCCACCGAAAUCGAAGCUUCAAAGGUAAAUUCGCUCUCCGCCGUUUCGAUCACCGCGGUUCCUACUCCGGUGUUGCUGGCUACAGCGAGAGUCAACGUAGGCUGUCCGUCUGGGCGUACACUGAGCGUCAGAGCCAUUCUCGAUCAAGGAUCGGAAGUUUCGUUCAUCUCCGAAAGGCUCGCACAAAUACUGCGUGUGCAACUCAUCCGCACCCGCACUUCAAUAUCUGCGGUAGGAUGCGUCAAGGUUGAAACAUGCCGUCACGCGGCUAAUAUUUGCAUUACUCCACGAGAUCGCGCCGAACCAACCUUUUCCACUCUCGCCUUUAUAAUAAAAUCACUAACCAAAUACAUUUCUCCACGCGCCAAAUUUGACGUAGAAUGGAGUCAUCUGACUCAACUAAAUUUGGCUGAUGACGAUCCAACAGGAGCCGAUCCAAUUGACAUUCUCAUAGGUGCCGAUUUGUACGGCAGCAUAAUUCAGAACGGAAUUUGA